Messenger RNA from Archocentrus centrarchus (flier cichlid), 1405 nucleotides. It is a transcript of the gene doc2a, whose product is annotated as double C2-like domains, alpha. The transcript is spliced from 11 exons. The coding region runs from base 92 to 1405 and encodes 437 amino acids. NCBI's taxonomy places the organism in Eukaryota, Metazoa, Chordata, Actinopteri, Cichliformes, Cichlidae. The record is from RefSeq and is a predicted model, not a curated record. Gene Ontology annotation, biological process: exocytosis; regulation of calcium ion-dependent exocytosis; spontaneous neurotransmitter secretion. Gene Ontology annotation, cellular component: synapse; extrinsic component of synaptic vesicle membrane; membrane.
GCCUCUCUCACCACCUGUUAGUGCGGACCCCUCAUGCACUGACAGCCACUUGUUUGUGUAGGAAUCUCCUCCACUCGCCAUCAAAGACUCUAUGACGGUUCGGAGAGGAAAGAAGCUCAGCAUCUCCAUCCAGGAACACAUGGCCAUAGACGUUUGCCCCGGCCCCAUCAGACCCAUCCGCCAGAUCUCCGCCUACUUCCCUCGCCUGUCCCCCACCUCCCCCACCCCCAUCUCUCCCUCCCCGAACCCCGCGCCCUCCCCCCCGCUGUCCCUCAGCCCUGGCUCCGUGGCCUCCGGGAUGGGCGGGUCUCACCUGCUGUCUCCUCUGCUGGCCCACGGCAGGCCGGGCGGGGGCGGGUCCUUAUCUCUGCCCAGCAGCGUGGACACGUCGGUGGAGAUCAACAGCUCCGACAGUGACGACUGCACCGCUCUGGGAACGCUGGAGUUCGAGCUGAGAUAUGAGCAGAGCUCCAACAAGCUGCACUGCACCGUGCUCCGGGCCAAGGGUCUGAAGCCGAUGGACUUCAACGGUUUAGCCGACCCGUACGUCAAACUGCAUCUGCUGCCCGGAGCCUGUAAGGCCAAUAAGCUGAAAACGAGGACGAUCCGUAACUCUCUGAAUCCAGUGUGGAAUGAAACGCUCACUUACGUCGGGAUUACGGAGGAAGACAUGCACAGGAAGACGCUCAGGUUGUCUGUGUGCGACGAGGACAAGCUGACUCAUAAUGAGUUAAUCGGGGAGUCGCGGGUCCCUCUGAAACGUGUGAAACCCGACCAGACCAAACAUUUCCACACCUGCCUGGAGCAUCCGCCACCGCUUCCCUCUCCAACUGCCAUGGGUGAAGCCCUUCGAGGAAUCUCCUGCUACUUAAGAGAGUGGGAGAACGAGCAGCUGCACAGCCUGGAGGAGCGAGGUCGACUUCUCCUCUCCCUUCAGCUCCUGCCUCCGGCCAGUCUGGAGGAGAAGGACGUAGAAGGAGGAGGUGGAGGUGAAGGUCGUCGCAGCGGGGGUCUCUGUGUGGGCGUGAAGCGCUGCGCCCACUUGGCAGCCAUGGAUGUUAAUGGAUUCUCCGACCCCUACGUCAAAAUAUACCUGAAGCCCGACAUAGAGAAGAAAUCCAAGCACAAAACAGCCGUGAUGAAAAGGACCCUCAACCCCGAAUUUAACGAGGAGUUCUUCUAUGAGAUCUCCCUGUCAGAGCUGACCAACAAGACUCUGGAGGUUACAGUGUGGGACUACGACCUGGGGCGCUCCAACGACUUCAUAGGUGGCGUCUGUCUGAGCUCGAAGUCCCAGGGUGACGCCCUCCGUCACUGGAUGGACUGUCUGAAGAACAAGGGCCAAAAGGUGGAGCGGUGGCACAUCCUGACCAACGAGCUGCCACGAACCCUCAGCCACGACUAA